Messenger RNA from Cladocopium goreaui, 727 nucleotides. The record is from the annotation of a GenBank genome assembly. NCBI's taxonomy places the organism in Eukaryota, Dinophyceae, Suessiales, Symbiodiniaceae.
AUGUCGCCGGGCCACUGCUCCGGGCAUCUGACCUUACACUCUCCGGCUGUCGUUGGGAAAGAGCGGCUGCUGGGUUGCUGCUGCUUUUGUUGCUCCUCGCGUCGAUCGUCCAACGUCCGGUCUCGUUUGCUACGAGCUCGUCACGACAUGCCUGAGAUCACCAAGUCUGUGGCGUUCGACAACAUCGCGCGUGAAUGGCGCUGCAAAUGGUCUGCUGACAAGGACAAGGCGUCCCUGGAUGCCGCCCAAGAGCUCUUGAAGAGCGUCUUGCCCGAGGUCAAGGCGGUUCCUGGCGUGAAGGGUGUGCAGCGUGUGGUCUGUGGGGGAUGCCUGGACUUCAAGGUGGUGGUGAAACUGUCAGCCGACAAAUUUCCUGACUGGGAGAAGACGGGCUUCGCACCCGAGGCCGCUUUCCUCGAGAAGCUGAAGGCCAUCGACGGCAUCUCCAUUGUGGAGACACAGACCUACACCUUGGAGGAGGUGUAGAGGAGGAGCCAAGCCUGGUACCGAGCCGCAGUGCUGCACCGGGCCGCGGCCAACCACAGAUAUUACAGAUCCGGUGAAAACACGACCUGCAGGUGAUUGCUGGUGUGUUUUUCAGGGAAAGAUUCCUGGGUUAUAACGACCGCGACCGAAGCCUGGAAUCAUGGUGGGGAAUCAUCCCCAAAUAGCCGAACUUUUCAGGUGAGUGAAAUAUUGUAAUUUUCUCAGGAAAGAUGGACGCCAC